Messenger RNA from Nezara viridula (southern green stink bug), 495 nucleotides. NCBI's taxonomy places the organism in Eukaryota, Metazoa, Arthropoda, Insecta, Hemiptera, Pentatomidae. The record is from the annotation of a GenBank genome assembly.
AUGACGCAUUGUGACGCAAGAAGGUCGAGCGAAGACCUCAGUCGACCCCGCCUCAUUGCCUCCGAGUCCUCUUUUGUAAGCGUCAAAUCUCAACGUAGAUAUAAAUUGGAGAGAAGUUCCCUCAUCAUCGUCUCCUCCUCAACCUUACCACCUACCCCUGCGUCACCCAGCAGGACCGACCGACAUUGCUAUAAUUCGCGCACAUCUAAUGAGACAUGUAGCCCGACUGGAGAGGACAUGAAGGCCAGCUUGCGAAGAGCGGUGAAGGGAAGUUCCCACGCCUCCCUCAGGGUGAAAGUAACUCAUCUCUUACCCAACAUGCAGAUCUGCCUCAGUCAUUACGGCCCUCCAUACUACACCGCUGAUCCUCAGCGUCUGUUUGGCCUGAGGUCGGCUCCCAGGAAAGAGUCUCUCGGAGUCGCUCAGCUAAGUGUCAACAGUCGUCUGUCGUGGAUAACGCCUCCUGAGGUGCGCCUUAUACAUCUCUCCACUUGA